AUGUCACUUUUUGAAAUAUCUGAUGGAAUUGUGGGAACGCAUGUGACAUUUGAGGAAAUCGAGAAGAAAAUGCAAGAGUCGCUUGGAACGAAGGCGAAAUUCGGACCGAAUAGGAAUGCAACGGCUAUUGGAGAUUUUAGAGGAUUUGUAUCCAAGGUCGCUUUGAUUGAUCCGGAUUGGAUCGAUAAGAACGACGGCGAGGAUUUGCCUAAGGAAUUCGUGUGCAAGAUUUCUAGUUUAUUGAACAUGAAAUUGAUGAGGGAGAUGAUGCAUCUGAAAGAAGCAGACGGAUGGAAUGACGAAAAGUUUGAAAAGAUGGGACCACUAAUCAGAGAUUUCCACAAUCGCGAAGUGUUUACUUAUUUGUUAAUGAUGAAGGAGCUCAAAAACGGCAACAAAAGUCUGGCAUUCCCGAAAGUUUUUGGUUAUCAGACAUUUGAUGAGACGAAUGAUCUGAAAGGAUACAUAAUCACCGAGCUUGUUCCCGAUUUGUACCCGGUCUCAAUGCAUGAGUCAAUUCCUGUGAAGACAGUGGAAAGCAUUGUCCAAGCGGUUGCUUCAUUUUCAGCAAUUGGGACAAGAUUAAGUGAUGAGGAAUUAAAAUUUCUGGGAGAGAUGGAUAUUGUAAAGAAGUUUUCUGAAGAGUUCUUUGAUGAAAUUGGAUGCCAAAGUGUGUCCGCUAGCAUGAAAGAGGAGUUUCCAUCUGAAUUCCACCAACAAAUUGACGAAUUUUUUGACAUUUUCAAAAAUGUUAUCAAUACUCCAAAAUGUAUUGCGAGAAUGUCGAAGGCGGCAGAUUUUCUCAAUCAUAAACCCGUAUUAUUGCAUGGAGACUUGUGGGCCUCAAAUUUCUUAUUAUCAAAGAAAGGCCAAGAUGAGCUAGAGCUCAAAGGGAUCAUCGACUAUCAGAUUAUAAACAUUGGAUCCCCUGGUUUGGACAUGGCUCGCUUAUUUGCGGCAUGUCUCAGUAAAGAGGACCGUCGAGAAAAUUGGGAACGUCUUCUGAGAAUUUUCUACGAUCAAUUUGUGAAGGAAAUUGGCGAUUGUGAGAUUCCUUACACCUUCGAGCAGCUCGUUCAAUCCUAUAAUUUGUUCUUUCCAAUUUCAUCGAUAAUGGUAAUCCCGGGAUUGACCCAAUUCUUUAAGAAUCCGAGAAUCGAAAAAAGCGAGAAGGACAAAUGGCACGACGCAACAAUGCAGAAAAUGAUAGCCCUCUUGGAAGACAUUUUGGCAAUUCAUAAGUCUAAUGUGAAGGAGGUUCCACAAUUUUUUGAAAAAACAAUGUCACUUUUUGAAAUAUCCGAUGGAAUUGUGGGAACGCAUGUGACAUUUGAUGAAAUCGAGAAGAAAAUGCAAGAGUCGCUGGUAACGAAGGCGAAAUUCGGACCGAAUAGGAAUGCAACGGCUAUUGGAGAUUUUAGAGGAUUUGCUUCCAAGGUCGCUUUGAUUGAUCCGGAUUGGAUCGAUAAGAACGAGGGCGAGGAAUUGCCAAAGGAAUUUGUGUGCAAGAUUUCUAGUUCAUUGAACCUGAAAUUGAUGAGGGAGAUGAUGCAUCUGAAAGAAGAAGACGGAUGGAGCGACGAAAAAUUUGAAAAAAUGGGACCACUAAUCAGAGAUUUACAUAAUCGCGAAGUAUUCACAUUCUCGCUAAUGAUGAGGGAAUUCAAAAACGGCAACAAAAACCUGGCAUUUCCGAAAGUUUUUGGUUAUCAGGCAUUUGAUGAGACGAAUGAUCUGAAAGGAUACAUAAUCACCGAGCUCGUUCCCGAUUUGCAUCCCGUCUCAAUGCAUGAGUCAAUUCCUUUGAAAACAGCGGAGAGUGUUGUCAAAGCGGUUGCUUCAUUUUCAGCAAUCAAGACAAGAUUAAGUGAUGAGGAAUUGAAGUUGGUGGGAGCGGUGGAUAUUGCAAAAAAACUCUCUGAAGAGUUCCUUGAUGAAACUGGAUACAAAAGUAUGACUGCUAACAUGAAAGAGGAGUUUCCACCUGAAUACCACCAACGAAUCGACGAAUAUGCCGAAAUUUUCACCAAGUUUAUCAACACUCCAAAAUGUUUGGCGAAUAUGUUGAAGGCGGCAGAUUUGCUCAAUCACAAACCAGUAUUAUUGCACGGAGAUUUGUGGGGAGCAAACAUGUUGUUCUCAAAGAAGGACCAGGAUGAGCUAGAGCUCAAAGCUCUCAUUGACUAUCAGAUUAUAAACUUAGGAUCCCCUGGUUUGGACAUGGCUCGCUUAUUUGCGGUAUGUCUCAGUAAAGAGGACCGUCGAGAAAAUUGGGAACGUCUUCUCAGAAUUUUCUACGAUCAAUUUGUGAAGGAAAUUGGCGAUUGUGAGAUUCCUUACACCUUCGAGCAGCUCGUUCAAUCCUAUAAUUUGUUUUUCCCCACUUCAUCGAUAAUGGUAAUCCCGGGAUUGACUCAAUUCUUUAAGAAUCCGAGAAUCGAAAAAAGCGAGAAGGACAAAUGGCAUGACACAACAAUGCAGAAAAUGAUAGCCCUCUUGGAGGAUAGUUUGACAAUUCAUAAAUCAAAUUUGAAGCAAUUUCCACAAUUUUUUGAAUAG
Messenger RNA from Caenorhabditis bovis, 2559 nucleotides. The record is from the annotation of a GenBank genome assembly. NCBI's taxonomy places the organism in Eukaryota, Metazoa, Nematoda, Chromadorea, Rhabditida, Rhabditidae.